This is a messenger RNA of Calypte anna (Anna's hummingbird), 4050 nucleotides long. It is a transcript of the gene TSLIG2, whose product is annotated as chromosome 1 C2orf49 homolog. The record is from RefSeq and is a predicted model, not a curated record. Bases 249 to 962 code for a protein of 237 amino acids. The transcript is spliced from 4 exons. Gene Ontology annotation, biological process: embryonic morphogenesis. Gene Ontology annotation, cellular component: tRNA-splicing ligase complex. Lineage: Eukaryota; Metazoa; Chordata; Aves; Apodiformes; Trochilidae.
ACGUGAAAGCAGCGCUGGGCGCAUCUGCCCUGGAAGGUCAAUUCCCCCUCCGUGUCUGACAGCCGGCGGCUCCUCCACUCCGCCAGUCACCCACCGCCAGCUUCCCUGACCCGCGUUCACCUCUAAGGGAUAAAGGGGGAAGCUCUCCAUGACGUCACGCCGAUGGCGUCAUUUCCCGACCCAGGCUCCUCUCCGCGCGCGCCGCGCAGCAUUGUGGGAAGCCGGAAAGGGGCCGCCGGGGGAAGAAGAUGGCGGCGCAAGGAAGGGGCCGGCUGGGCGGCGACAAGGAAGAGCGGGAGUCGGGGCGAUCGGAGUCGGAGUUGCUGCUGCACCCAGAGCUGCUGUCGGAGGAGUUCCUGCAGCUCACCCUGGAGCGGAAAAAUAUACUAGUUGAAAAUGAUGUAAAAAUGGACAAAGAUAGCCUUACUGAUCUCUAUAUUCAAUAUGCCAUUCCCCUGCCUCAGCGUGACUUACCAAAAAGUAGAUGGGGGAAAAUGAUGGAAAAGAAAAGACAGCAAAAUGAGUUGAAAAGUGAGAAUAAAAGUGUUACAAUGGUGGAAGGUCUAAGGAAGCGCCCAUUAAUUGUUUUUGAUGGCAAUUCAACAAGUACAAGCAUAAAGGUGAAGAAGACAGAGAAUGGAGCAGCUGAUCGCCUAAAACCUCCUCCAGCUGGAAGCACCACCAACACUGUUAGAAGAUUAUCAGUUCCUUCAAAUACCUCAACAUACAUUUCAGCCUCCAGUUUAUCAGAGGACGCAAAGCUGGGGAUGAGGAAUAACAAGCAGAACAAUGUUUCAAAGACUAACAGCAGUGUGUUGGCUGGUCUGAAGGAGUGCCCUUUGUCUCCAGGGACUACUGCUGUGAAGUUAAAGAGAGCUCUUCCCAAAGAAGAAUCUGAUUUGUCGAAUGACCUAAAGCCUACGGAAGCAAAGAAGAAAAUCCAGCAUGUUACAUGGCCAUGAAGUAGCUAAUGGUUCUUGAAACAUAAGUGUUACUUCCAGAUUUUCAAACAGAUAAGUCAUAUGUAAACAGUUGAAGUACAAUUCUUUUUAAAACUUACAGGGAUUCAGAUUGCUGUGAAGUUUUAACAAGUUUAAAGGUUCCCUGUUGUAAAGCCAGAGUCAUUAUCAUCAGUCACCUUAAGAGUAUCUACUCUUGUGCACCAACUAGUUCAUUACUUUUUUACAAGGUGAUAAUAUUAUAUACAUAACAUUAUGUAUGUAAUAUACUAAUUACAGAUUCUAAAGCCCCCACUUUUAGUUUUCAAGAUUAUUAUAGUUCAUCUCCUGCAUGUCCCUACGAUUCACACAUACAUACAUAUAUUUUUUUGUUUCAGUAAGAUUCGAUUUUGUUCCACUUCUGGUUAAAUAAUUAAAAUAGGUAUUGAAAUUCAGAGUGAUCCCAAGACCUUUCUUGGCUUCAAAAAGAUAAUUCAUUUAGAUGAGAGAACUGAUAAGGUACUCUGAGAAUUUUUUUUUCUUUUGUUGCACAGAACAAGAGUGUAGAAUUUACAGUGCAAGUUAGGUUGGUAAUAAGAGAUGAACUAUUUAACAGCAUUACUUCAAAUUGAAGUUUCUCUUAUUGAUGUAUGAAAUAAGGAACGCACAGGUGGGAGUAUAUUAUGAGACUGAUAGGAAUCUUUGAGAGGAAGUAGUGAAUGGGUUAGUGCCAUGUUCUCUUAAAUAUACAGGCAUGUUUGAUACGUGCAUAAGUGUGAAAAUAUGCUGAUAUAGCAGACAGAUUAUAAAAUAUGAGGAAGACAUGUGGAAUGCAGACCAGGGCUUUCUCAACUUCCUAACCAUUGGAUAGGGAAAGGGACAGAAAAAUAAAAAGUACCUCGAGAGCCUUAGCAUAUGUAAUUGCACUCUAAAAAACUCGCUGCAACCUGUGUUCCCUUCCUUUGAUAAUUUAAAAUGGAUGUUGGUUUUCUGUGAAACUUGGUGUUUCAUUUGGAUUACUGGUAGUGCUUUAUAAGGCAGAAAUCCAGUUAAGUUGAUGGGAACAUUUUUAUUAAAUCUCAGUGGCUCAGGGUGAAGCCAAUUUAGCUACAUUUUAGAUAUGGAUGGUAAAUAAUAACAACACUCCCAGACUUACUAAAACAAAGCCAAAACCAGAAUCAACUUCUGAAUCCACUUAGUUAACCCACUAAAAGAAGCUGUCAGUAGUGAUUUGAAAAGUUUGUUUACAUUUUUAACAUUGGUUAAUACUUAAACCAAAACUUGUAGCUUAAUUAAUUUCUGACAGAAAUUCGGUAUUCACUGUUAGGACAUAAAAGGCACAUCUUGAAUGCUGUAAAAUGGUAAGAAUGUGUGUUUUGAAACAGUGUGUGCUAUUUUCCUUUUACUAAAACCACUUGUGCAGUUUUUGUACUUGAGUACAGCAAACUUUAACAUAAUGUACAUUUUAUAUGUAAAGAGUUGUCUUUUACGUAGCCUUAUCCUAUUUAAAUAAAUUCAAUUAAAAGCAAACAAAGUAGUGCUGACUUGUUUUGUGAUGUAAUGAAGCUUGUUCAAUUUAUACUCAUAUUUUCCCUUGAAGUGAUUAGAACUUAAGAGAAAGCCUACAGGGUAAAAGGCUCUGUAGCUACUUUGGAGUUGUAGCAGCAGUUAGUAUCAUGUGAAGUGCUGGUCCUUGCACUAGUGUAGCAGUCUGGUAGGAGCUCUGUUUUGUGGGAGGCUUCUUGGCAGUGGUUCAGAGUCUAGGCUGUAUUUUGUUGUAGUUCCAGUUGCUAGGAGCACGUGUGUGUUGGUAUGUGUUAGGGGGCAAUGUGCAGAACUGUACUGGAAUAAUUGCAUGGUGCUGCUAUUGCCUGGUAACAGUCUUUGUUUUCAGGCCACUAUGCUUUCCAGCCCUGUCAUGUUUCACCUACUGUUUCCCAAAGGUGAGAGCAACUUGUUGUCUGUUGAAGUGCUUUGGGGGGCAAGCUGCAAGGUGGUCUGCCCUUACUGCUGCCUUCUACCCAUUUAGCUAAUAAUAAUCAUCCUUCUUUUCUCAGCAAAGCAUUAGAGCAGAGCUGCAAUGUGCUGGGUGGUUGCCAGACCUUAGAGGGAAAGGAAAGUGAGGUGCUUGCCCUUCUUUUGAGGAGUGUGGAUGUAAGUGGGAUUUUUAUGUUCUUUAAAGCAGCCUUCAUCAUGGGUUAAUAUCACCAAAGGAUAGAAUUCAGUCAUUCAGGUUAGCACAGUGGACAGCCAUCCAGCAAAGUUCUUCAAAUGGUGUACAGUAAACCAAAUUUGAUCUGAUAAAUCUGUUUAGUUUGUUGAAUUAAUGAGAGGAAUGAAUGAAUGAAUGAAUGUGAGCACUUUACACUUGAUACAAAAAGACAGAUUCAAGAGUGUUGGCAGGAGCUAGGAGCACUCUUUCUCUACCCACUUACACAGAGUAAGUAUAAUCUUAAUUCUUCUUUCUGCAUCUGUUAAAGUGUGAUAUGCCACUUUCCUUCUUAUUCUGAAUGCAAAUUAUUUCCAUCUUGAAGGUGUACCAGGGUUCUGUGUUGCAUAACAUGGCUGUGUUUCGUGGACCAAAUUAUCUUCCUUUGGAUUGUUUCAUUUUGAUUUUGUUGUCCAGCCAGCAUGCUGUUGCUGACAGUUUUCUUUGCAGCAAACAUGCGGCAGAAAUCAUGCUAGAGCAAAGCUUAUGACAUAUUGCAAACAGAACAAAAUGCCCUAAUAUUGGAGUUAUACUUCUGACUUUCACAAAGAUUAGAACUCUUUUGAGUUGUCUUGACCUGUCUUGCUGAGAACAAUAAUAUUUUGGUUUUGAGUUGAACACAUAUGAGCCUAUGAAGACAUUCUGGUCAGCUGCAAAAACACAUAAAAAUGUAUUUUUAUACAGUUGUUCAGUUUUGCUGAGAGUUUUCCCACUGAUUUCAGUUAGUAGAAGACUGCUGUAUCAGCAAGGGCCCUUAUGGGGGUUGUCUAAAUGCCACAGUUUCAUAAAUACUGGGUGAAAAAAGGGUUGUGUUUGUAUGGCUCUUACAUUGUUUCCUCAGAGUGUGAAAGCAUUUUAUUUGUAAAUAUCUAACAUGUAAAUAAACUUAAAGCACAAUCACAA